Messenger RNA from Verticillium dahliae VdLs.17, 1761 nucleotides. RefSeq names its product IBR domain-containing protein. Lineage: Eukaryota; Fungi; Ascomycota; Sordariomycetes; Glomerellales; Plectosphaerellaceae. The transcript has 2 exons. Bases 1 to 1761 code for a protein of 586 amino acids. The record is from RefSeq and is a predicted model, not a curated record. Gene Ontology annotation, cellular component: cytoplasm; ubiquitin ligase complex. Gene Ontology annotation, biological process: positive regulation of proteasomal ubiquitin-dependent protein catabolic process; protein polyubiquitination; ubiquitin-dependent protein catabolic process. Gene Ontology annotation, molecular function: ubiquitin conjugating enzyme binding; zinc ion binding; ubiquitin protein ligase activity.
AUGAGUCGUCUGGAGGACCUCGACGAGGAGGUCCUGGCCAUUGUGCUCAGGUCUGGACUCAUCAAUCUCAACAACCCCGGCACGCAAUACGAAGUCUCUCAAGCCAUCGACACGGCUCUCGGGAUCGCUAGCGAUGAGCAGAUCAACAUUGCCAUAAUGAGGAGCGUGCAGAAUCAGGUGCGCGCCUCUGCUUCGACUUCUGCCACCACGACUGAGCCUCCUGCCGCGGAAAGGGACACGGAACAGCCCACCUGGAUCGCUGAAGCGGAGAGGAAGAGAAUACUGGCCCAUCUCCAGGCCGUGGCCGACUCCGGUGACGAAGCUGACGAAAGGAAAGGACGUGAUACGGGCGACGUGUGCUCCAUCUGCCUUGAGGCCACGGACCCUGACAGACAGAUCAAGUUGCCGUGCGGUCACGUCUGGUGCAAGAAGUGUCUCUGCCGACAGCUCGUCAGCGGUCUGGGUCCCGGUGCCGUCUGGCCGCCCAAAUGCUGCGACCCGCUCGACGAGUCGACGAUCGCCUGGCUGGACUUGCCCGACGUGCUGCGCCUCUGGCUGCAGGCCCGACAGCAGAACGAGACACCCGUCGGCGAGCAGAUUCAUUGUGCCCGCCCGGCUUGUGGCGAGUUCAUCCCGGCGAGGCCCGGUGAGCAAACAGAUGCCACCUGCCUGGUCUGUGGCGACAACACAUGCCGUGCCUGCCGCCGAGCCUCACAUCCAGGACGGCCCUGCACUGAAGAGGCGGAGGAUGAGAUGCUCAAGGAUCUCAUGGAUGAGAAGGGGUGGUCGAGCUGCCCCCGGUGUAGUCGGAUCAUCGAGCUGACUGCCGGCUGCAACCACGUAACAUGCCGCUGCGGCGCCGAGUUCUGCUUCCUUUGCGGAGAGCCGUUCCGUUUCACGCACCAGUGUCCACGAUACGGCAACGGCCGGGGACAGCGCGUGCCGGUACGCGAGCGCCGUAGUCAAUAUCACCAGAGACAGGAAAACGAGGACAACAGAGCGAGCGAAGCCCGACAAGAAACACAAGAGCCGGACCGCGGAGGCCGUCGUUUCGAUGAUAUUCCAUGGAACUUUGGGCCCUUCCAGGCGUACGCAGUCGACGAGACGGAGCUGAGAUCCGCGUGGAGGCCUGAGGAGGCUCGUCGACGCAUGCAAAUGAUCAAUCAAAUGUUGAUGGAAGACGAUUUCGAGAACAGCUCAACGCCAAACCGGCCCUGGCCUGGUAGCUUCGUUCGACGCAUGCAAAUGAUCAAUCAAAGAUUGACGGAAGAUGAUUUUGAGAACAGCUCAACGCCAAGCCGGCCAUGGCCUGCUAGCUUCGUCCCACAACCUGGCCUUGGCAGCCGGAGGCCGUCAUCUCGUUCCAUGCAGCCGAGUACCACUGUGGUAGAUCCUUUCGGCAACUCGUGGGCCCAGAACACUCCCUUUGCUCCAUUGACUCAACAUACAACUGCCGAUCAAGACGAGGAAGUCGGAGGACGCCGGGGCAGAGGCCGGAGGCCGUCCCCCUCCCGGCGCCCCUGGAUAGGAAUACCCCGGCCAGAACUUUUCCCCCCGCUACCUCGCCCGGCACGUGCGGCUCUCUCGAGGCAGACGGCCCGGGCCUCGACCGGCGCAGCACCUGAAGGUCUCGAACAAGGUAAUUCACAAAGCCAGCAACAAGGCAGAUCCCCUUCGGCUUCACGUUCCCCACGCUCUACACACCGCACGUAUGGACAGCCACCGCAUGGCAGGGAAUUUGAGGACCCCGCUGAUCGCUAG